CUGAUCCAAGCUGUGAAGGCUGUUAUGGUGAUGUACAGUUAAUGACUGUGAGUCACCACAACCAUGUCAGUCAUUCCCUUCCUCUCCAACCUGUCUAUACCAGUUCUCUUUUAUAUUCUCACACUUAAACCUGCUCUCCUAAACUACACUAGAAGCCAUGGAGAAGAGGGCAAGCAAGAACACUUCAAGAAAGCCCAUAAGGAAGUCUCAGACUAGAAGAGCAUCCCAAGGUCGUCUUAGCGAGGCUGAGGCCAGGAGAGAGAUUGCCCAUGCUUUGCUCCUUCACAGAGCCUCAUCAUCCUCACCACCAUCACCACCUCCACCACCACCACCACCACCAAAUCCUUGGGGAGAUUGUUGGGUUCCCACCAUAGCACCAGGUUGGUGCAACUUCGGUCUUGGAAGUGUAACAUGUUCAUGGACUAGUCAUCAACUGUCCUCUUCCAUGGUGGAAGUACUGGAACCAUUGCCUCUUCCACUCCUAGAACCCACUUGGUCCACUAGUACUGCACCUGCUUCCAAACACCCUCCUACAUCACCACCACCCAUAAUGGAAGUUCCAGAAUUCCAGUGUUUGGGAGAAGAUAACCAAGAUUCAUCUUACACAUGGUGGCUAGGGUUUCUAAAGGCCUUGGAUGAUGAGAUUAUUAAUAACAAUGAAGAAUCAGUAUCCUUACCAUCUGAUGAAGAGAUUGAGAUGGAGUAUUUUAGGCAGCUAUUCACCAGCUUAUUCAAGACUCAUCACUCAAAUCAAAUUGAUCCUUCUUUGGAUAAUCAGAUCUUAGUCCCUGAUGAAUGGUUGACAGUGCCGGAAGUGGAGAAUCACAGAGACGUCAGUGACUGUUGACAACCUGAAGUACUCAACUCCUGAAGUAAAUGUAACUAGGGUUUUUCUUUAGGGUUUCUUUUUGUUUUCCUUUUUGGCUACUGGAAAG
Messenger RNA from Macadamia integrifolia, 935 nucleotides. RefSeq lists its product as uncharacterized. Lineage: Eukaryota; Viridiplantae; Streptophyta; Magnoliopsida; Proteales; Proteaceae. The transcript has a single exon. The coding region runs from base 158 to 847 and encodes 229 amino acids. The record is from RefSeq and is a predicted model, not a curated record.